AUGCCCAAUGAAAUCUGCAGUUAUUGGAACUUCCAUUAUAAUACAUUUGAUGGAGAUAUCUUCUACUUUCCUGGAACCUGUAAUUAUAUUUUGUCCUCUCAUUGCAAGAGCACCUAUGAAGACUUUAUUAUUCAGAUGCAAAACACCAUGGAGAAUGGAUUUUUUUACACCAAAAUCAUUAUGAAAAUUGAUAUAAUGAUUGUGGAACUGUUUAACGACACUGUUUUGGUCAAUGGAGAUUUCACUGAGCUGCCAUAUAGCUCAUCAGGAGUUAUGAUAAAUAAAAUUGGUGUUUACACAAAAGUAACAUCAAAAAUUGGCUUGGAAUUCAAUAUGAAUGAUGAUGGCAGCCUAAUGCUCCGGCUUGAUUCAAAAUAUUCUAAUCAGACAUGUGGUCUUUGUGGUGACUAUAACGGGAUCUCUAAGUACAAUGAAUUUAUCAGCAGCUCUGGAUAUGAAAUCACUGAAACUGAAUUUGGGAACCUCAAAAAAGUUAAUGGCCCAAAUGAACAAUGUGACGAUGUUGCUGCUCCUGAUUGGGAAAGCUGUAAUGAAACUGGGGAUGUAUGUGCGUUUAUUCUAAUAGGCCCAAGUUUUGUAGACUGUGUGUCUGUCCUUCCUCCCGACGCUUAUGUUUACUCCUGCAUGCAAGAUUUAUGUACCUGCACAGAAAAUAUUACAUCUGACUGCAUCUGUUCUACAAUUGCUGAGUAUUCUCGUCAAUGCAUUCGUGUUGGAGGAAAACCCGAAAAUUGGAGAACUCAAGAACUUUGUCCCAAGACCUGUCCCUUGAACUUGGAAUAUAGUGAGUGUGGGCCUUCUUGUAGAGACAGCUGUUCAAACCCAGAAAGGGGUUCUAUCUGUGAAAACAGAUGUGUUGACGGUUGCUUCUGUCCCUCAGGAAUGGUGCUUGAUGAUAUUCAGUACCAAGGUUGCAUAAACAUAGACCAAUGUGCCUGCACAUACAAUGGAAACGUUUUUCUCCCAGGAGAAACUCACUCUACUUCUUGUAGUUUCUGCACAUGUUCUGGUGGAAAAUGGAAUUGCACAGAUACACCAUGCACUUCCACUUGUUCCAUUAAAGGAGGGUCCCAUAUUACAACGUUUGAUGUUAUACAUUUCACCGUAUAUGGAGACUGCACUUAUGUAUUUUCCAAGGUAUGUGAUGGGGGCAAUUUUACUGUCCUGGCAGAAAUAAGGCCUUGUGGGAGAAAAGACACUGAGGUCUGUCUGAUGGAAGUUAUCAUUAUUUUGAACAGUGGCCAAACGACUAUUGAAGUAAGACCUACCGGCGAGGUGUAUGUUAAUUUUUUGUAUACUUUCCUGCCCAUUUCAUCAGGACACUUUACCAUGUUACAACCCUCACCCUUCUACAUUGUCUUUGAUUCCAUCGAUGGAAUGCAGGCAAUAAUUCAAUUGGUACCUGUAAUGCAACUCUACGUGGUUUUGGACCCUAUAUAUAAAAGUAGGACAUCUGGUAUCUGUGGAAACUUCAACGACAUUCAGACAGACGAUUUCCGAUCAAUCAGUGGAGUAAUUGAAGGCUCUGCUGCAGCAUUUGUUAACACCUGGAAAACAGAAGCCAACUGUCCAAGUGUGAAGAAUAUAUUGGACGACCCUUGUUCCCUUAGUCUGGAAAAUGAGGAUUAUGCAAAACACUGGUGUGGUUUUCUUAGAGAUCCUAAUAAUGUCUUCAGUCAGUGCCACUACGUUGUGAACCCAAAUAUUUACUACAAGAAUUGCUUGACCGACACCUGUUCCUGUGAGAGGAGUGAAGAGUGUAUGUGCGCUGCUUUGUUCUCCUAUGUCCAAGCCUGUGCCGCCAAAGGUGUGAUACUGACCAACUGGAACAACUUAGUUUGCAGCAAAUACAAAUCUGUUUGCUCCGAAAACCUGGUGUACAGCUAUGCUAUCAGCACCUAUCUACCAACCUGCCGCAGUCUCAGCAUCUCAGAUGUAAUGUGCAAGGUACAAUUUGAUCCUCUGAUGGGUUGCACUUGUGGCAAAGGGUUAUACCUGGAUGACAAUGGCAAAUGUGUACUUCCAUCUUUUUGCCCAUGUUACUAUCGAGGAUCUCCGAUACAUUCAGGAACUACUAUUAAUGUAGGAGGGGUUAUAUGCACCUGUACAAAAGGAAAACUAAACUGCAUUGGAAAUGAAGUUGCAGACUGUGUGGAUCCUAAGGUCUAUAUUAGUUGCCAAAAUGCUAAACCAGGCACUCCAGGAGCUGAGUGCUUUAAAAGCUGCGAGACUCUGGACAUGCAUUGUUAUAGUAAAAGGUGCAGUCCAGGAUGUGUCUGCCCUGAUGAUCUUGUGUCUGAUGACAAAGGUGGCUGUAUCAAAGAAAAUGAUUGUCCCUGCAUCCACAAUGAGGCAAUGUAUGCGCCCGGGGAUGAGAUAAAAAUUCGAUGCAACACAUGUGUUUGCAAGGACAGAAAGUGGAAUUGUACCACGAAUGUUUGUCUGGGGACUUGCCAAGUAUAUGGAGAUGGGCAUUAUAUUACUUUUGAUGGACAGCGUUAUAGUUUUGGGGGAGAAUGUGAAUAUACUCUUGCAAAGGAUCACUGUUCUCUAAAUGAAACCGGCAGCACUUUUAGAAUUAUCACAGAGAACAUCCCAUGUGGGACUACAGGAACUACAUGCUCCAAAUCCAUCAAAAUCUUCCUAGAAGGUUAUGAACUUAUUCUUCUUGAUGAUCAUCUCAAUGUGUUACAAAGAGGUAACGGAACUGGUGUCCCAUACAGUGUGCGUUUAAUGGGCAUUUAUUUGGUAAUUGAGACUAACCAAGGCCUGCUGCUCGUGUGGGAUAAGAAGACAACUAUCUAUAUUAAAGUCACUAACAUCUUUCAGGGAAUGCUUUGUGGGUUGUGUGGCAACUACGAUGGGAACAGAAACAAUGAUUACACCACCAGAACCAAUGCUGUCGUUGGAAGUGUUGAAGAAUUUGCAAACAGCUGGAAGUUGUCUCUGGCUUGUCCAGAUGCAAAACUCAACAAGAAUUCUUGUGUCUUGAAUCCAUACAGAGUAUCUUGGGCACAAAAGCAAUGCAGUAUUAUUCACAGUAGUAUUUUUGCUGCAUGCCAUCCACAUGUUAACCCAGUUCCAUACUAUGACAAUUGUGUUUCUGACACAUGUGCUUGUAAUACUGGAGGGGAUUGUGAGUGCUUUUGCACUUCUGUUGCGGCCUAUGCCCAGGCAUGUGGAGAAUUUUUUAUAUGUAUUUAUUGGAGGAGCCCAACAAUUUGCCCUCUGUUCUGUGAUUACUAUAACAAGGAAAAAAGGUGUGAAUGGCAUUAUAGGCCCUGCGGAGCGCCUUGUUUGAAGACCUGUAGAAAUCCUAGGGGAAAGUGUUCUUAUGAGUUGGGUGGCCUUGAAGGAUGUUAUCCCACAUGCCCAAAAUACGCACCGUACUUUGAUGAGGAUGAAAUGGAAUGCGUAUCACAAUGUGGCUGCUUUGAUGAGGACAGGAAAUAUUAUAAAUUGGGAUCCAAAAUGCCCUCUAAAGAGACUUGCAUUGCCUGCAACUGCACAGAGCAUGGCAUUAUGUGUUCUCCUAAUGCUGAAGCAGCAACAAAUGUCACUCAAAUGACAACAACAUUAUGUGUUGUUGAGCAAUGUGAAUGGUCCGAGUGGUUUAAUGUCAGCGAUCCAGCGACACAGAAUGGAGAUGAUGAUGAAUCAUACGAAAACAUACGAGGAAAUGGAUAUAACAUUUGUGAAAAUCCAAAAGAUAUUUAUUGUGAAGCAGAUAAUUCAUCAACAGCACCGCUAGAUUUAACUACAUACAAUAUAAUAUGUAAUGUAUCUAUCGGGUUGCUAUGCUAUCAGCAGUCAUCAGAUGCCCCUUGUCCUAACUACCAAAUUAAAGUUUUAUGCUGCAGUUUUGUACCAUGUGAAUACCUAACAUCUACAGAGACAACAACUACUGAAACCCCUUCAACCACAUCAAAUCUCACCACCACAAAAGCAGAGAUAAUGACAACAAAAACAAGUGCAAGAACGCCCAUAUCAAUAACCCAAAGGCAGCCAUACUCAUCAGUAUCAUAUACAACAUCUGUAUUCUGUACACCGGGAUGUCGGUGGACACAGUGGUUUAAUCGCAAUAGCCCAUCACCUGGAUUAAGUGGUGGUGAGUUUGAGACUCUCAAAGAUAUACAGUCGGCCUGUAGGAGCCCUAAUAACAUUGAGUGUAGAGCAACAAAUAUCCCUAUCAUGCAAUUUAAUCCGCCUGCACAAACUGUAAUAUGUAACACAGUAGAUGGACUGGUGUGCCUCAACAAGGAUCAGAUAUCACAAAUAUGCUAUGAUUAUGAGAUAAGAUUAUUUUGCUGUGAUGACUAUAGUAAUUGCAUCACAACAUCACAACCUACACCAGAAACAACCAGCAAAAAAGUUACCACAACAUUUAUUUCAACACAUUGCUAUUGUCUUGUAAAUGGUGCCACAUUCUCACCAGUUAUACACAAGAAAGAGAAUUAUCAGGAAAUUAUUAGAUCUUUUAUUUAA
This is a messenger RNA of Xenopus laevis (African clawed frog), 4506 nucleotides long. Its product is annotated as mucin-5B-like. The transcript has 28 exons. The record is from RefSeq and is a predicted model, not a curated record. NCBI's taxonomy places the organism in Eukaryota, Metazoa, Chordata, Amphibia, Anura, Pipidae. The coding region runs from base 1 to 4506 and encodes 1501 amino acids.